CCAGGCCUGGCCCCCCCCGAGCACCUGAUCCGGGUGGAGGGGAACCCCCAAGCCCGUUACCAUGACAACGAGACCACGCGGAGGCACAGCGUCACCGUGCCCUACGAGCCCCCCGAGGUGGGCUCCCCCUGCAGCACGGUUCUCUACAGCUUCAUGUGCAACAGCUCCUGCAUGGGGGGCAUGAACCGGCGCCCCAUCCUCAUCAUCCUCACCCUGGAGGGGCCCCAGGGGCAGGUUCUCGGCCGCCGCUGCUUCGAGGUCCGCGUCUGCGCAUGCCCGGGCCGCGACCGCCGCUUGGAGGAGGAGAACCAGAGCCGGAGGGGCGGGGCCAAGCGCGCUCUGCCCCCCCCCAUUGAGGCCCCUGAGAGUUCGAAGAAGCGGGUGCUGCCCCCCGACAAUGAGGAGUUCUCGUUGGUGGUCCGCGGCCGCCAUCGCUAUGAGAUGCUGAAGAAGAUCAAUGAUGCCCUGGAGGCCUACGAGGGGGGGGCAGCCCCGGAGCGACCGGUCAAAGGUCGCCGGGCGCGGGGGGCGGAGCCUCUGCCGCGCGGGAAGAAGCUGCUGCUGAAGGGGGAGGGGCCGGACUCGGACUGAGGCCACGCCCCC
Pezoporus occidentalis (night parrot) is the source of this 603-nucleotide messenger RNA. Its product is annotated as cellular tumor antigen p53-like. The annotation marks the transcript as partial. The record is from RefSeq and is a predicted model, not a curated record. The transcript is spliced from 6 exons. Gene Ontology annotation, biological process: apoptotic process; protein tetramerization; regulation of transcription by RNA polymerase II. NCBI's taxonomy places the organism in Eukaryota, Metazoa, Chordata, Aves, Psittaciformes, Psittacidae. Gene Ontology annotation, cellular component: nucleus. Gene Ontology annotation, molecular function: DNA-binding transcription factor activity, RNA polymerase II-specific; RNA polymerase II cis-regulatory region sequence-specific DNA binding.